AUGGCCACUCCCAUCCCCAUCAUCGUCUGCGGCGCCACACAGGCCGUAGCCGUGCAAGUAAAAUCCAACAUGCUCCCCGAAUUCGACGUCGUCUACGCCGGCUUCGACCUCCCCGCCACCCUGACCGAAGUCCCCCAAAUCCUCUCCAACCGCACCUCCCCUCCCCCGUCCAGCACCCUCCACACGCAACUCGGCUCCAACGACUUCACGACCAACGGCUUCCCGCGCGCCGUCGUCGCCGGCGGCGGCUACACCGACGAGGCGUUCAACAAGCUCUUCCAGGCGUGCGUGCAGGCGUGCGGCGGCGGCGGGUCCGACGAGGACGCGAAGCUGCUGCCCGUGCCGUUUUUCAGGGUCGAUAACGGUAUUACGAGCAGGCUGGUGGCCGAGGGGAAGAUGCCGGCGACUGGGACGCCCGAGUAUCCGGCGGCGAUUGCGGGGAGGUUGAAGGAGAGGUUGAGGGAGGUGGGGGUGGUGGAGGGGGAGGGGGAGCGGAGGAAUGGGGGGAGCGUGUUUAUGUUUUGA
Molecule: messenger RNA, 525 nt
Organism: Lasiodiplodia theobromae
Lineage: Eukaryota; Fungi; Ascomycota; Dothideomycetes; Botryosphaeriales; Botryosphaeriaceae
Product: Programmed cell death 6-interacting protein isoform x1
Exons: 2
Coding region: 1-525 (174 amino acids)
Source: RefSeq, a predicted model, not a curated record